AAAUCUGAUUAUACCCGUGCAAUUCGACUACAACCGGUUUUCCGAACGAUCCCAUCGUCAUUUGGUGUCAGUCACUGAGCCCCAAAGGACAUUAAGUCAAUCAUUGGAUCAAUCAUUCCGAUUGGCAUUCAAAAAUCGACAAGAAUUGACAUACCCUGGUGCUCUAGCAGUUAAACUAUCGAGACUAUUAAAUCUCCCGACGAUUAUCGACUAUCAAUUGACGUGAAAAGUUUAUGAAGAUCGAGAAUAGACCGGUGUAAGACGGAUAGUCAGACAUUAUUCAGUGGAAAUUGUACAGUCGAAGGUUUCUGUAUUGUUUUUGAGUGAAUAAAAUAUGGAGUUGGGCCACACGAUUGAGGACUCGAGAAAAAAAUAUCCCGAAUUAACGAAGGAAUUGCUGACGGAGUUGCGAAUGUACUGCGAGGAAAGGGGAAUUGCACAAGUGCCAGAUGAGAAACUCGCGUUGUUUGCCCACAGCUGUUACUUCGACCUGGAAUCGGCUAAACGAUGUAUGAAUGUGUACUACAAGCUACGUUCAACAGUCCCAGAAUUUUUUGCCAACCGUGAUCCCACCUCGGAUGACCUACAACAUUCUUUGAAGGCACUUCAAUUCGUGGGUCUACCGAAGCCAGAUAGAAAUGGCAAUCGAAUAAUCUUCCAUCGACUCGCGGAUUAUCGACCAAGCCAGUACAUAUUCAAUGAUGGAGUCAAGUUACUGCAAAUGUCGGUGGAUGCGAGUUUGUACACGGAGGGCUGCACUCCGGGUUAUAUUUUUUUAUUUGACAUGCAGGGGGUACGAUUGGGCCACUUGACAAGACUAUCGAUAACGAGCAUUCGACGAUUCUUCGAGUAUCUCCAGGAGGGACUGCCAGUUAGAUUGCGAGGAAUUCACGUACUCAAUGCUGUCUGGUUCAUGGAUAAAGUACUGGGAUUGGUUCGACCUUUCAUGAAACGAGAGCUCUUCGAAAUGCUCCAUCUCUACACGGGAGAUGUGUCUGACAUCUACGAGCACAUUUCCCCUGAGUGUCUGCCGAGUGAUUUUGGAGGAGAUUUGGAAUGUCUCGAAACACUUCAUGAGAAACACAGUCGUAGAUUGCACGACCUGAGGGACUACUUCCUGGAGGAGGAGCGGUUGUAUCGCUCCUGGGGAUCUCUACACACUCUGCCUCCCACUCCUGAACCUCGGGAAAAAUGAAAGAAUGAAAAUUUCCCAGAAGUUCGGGGGAAUUAGUUAUCUCCCGUGAAUUGUCACUGUUUUUUUAAUUACUGGUUUUUGCAAUGUUUGUCUAACUUUUUUUUAUUGUUAUCACUCGUUGAUUUAGGAGCCGAGACGAGGGACAAAAUUAUUUCAUUCCAUUUUAGGAGAGGCCAUUUCCUCUUCCGGAAUACAUUUAUGGCUGAGUUAUGGACGCAUAAAAACGUUAUGACAAUUUUAUCACGAGUCGAUCAUACCGAAUGAAAGUACUGAUAAGAUUUUUUUUUAUUCCCUCCUUUAAUUCCCAUCAAAUUAUAAUUUUUAUCGAAUUCAUUGCA
Molecule: messenger RNA, 1533 nt
Organism: Fopius arisanus
Lineage: Eukaryota; Metazoa; Arthropoda; Insecta; Hymenoptera; Braconidae
Product: alpha-tocopherol transfer protein
Exons: 5
Coding region: 335-1195 (286 amino acids)
Cellular component (GO): membrane
Molecular function (GO): phosphatidylinositol bisphosphate binding
Source: RefSeq, a predicted model, not a curated record